This is a messenger RNA of Didymella exigua CBS 183.55, 219 nucleotides long. RefSeq lists its product as uncharacterized. The record is from RefSeq and is a predicted model, not a curated record. Gene Ontology annotation, cellular component: transcription factor TFIIH holo complex; transcription factor TFIIH core complex. NCBI's taxonomy places the organism in Eukaryota, Fungi, Ascomycota, Dothideomycetes, Pleosporales, Didymellaceae. The transcript has 3 exons. The coding region runs from base 1 to 219 and encodes 72 amino acids. Gene Ontology annotation, biological process: nucleotide-excision repair; nucleotide-excision repair, preincision complex assembly; transcription by RNA polymerase II.
AUGGUCAAAGCUAUUAGGGGUACCCUCGUGCGAUGCGACGCGUCCAUCAAGGCCAUGCUGGUCGACAUUGAUAGCAAGAACAACAACGAAUACAUCAUCGAAGAGCUGGAUGAGGAGCACAUCCUGGUCAAGGAGACGAAGAUCACCGAGCUCAAGGGCAGGCUCAACAACAUGAUGAGAGAGCGUCUGAAGGAGCCUGAGAGCUCAGACUCCGAAUAG